AUGUCUGACGACGAGGUUAUACGUUUUGAAAUUACUGAUUAUGAUUUAGAUAAUGAAUUUAAUCCUAAUAGAAGUCGAAGAGCCAAAAAAGAACAACAGAUAUAUGGUGUAUGGGCAAAAGACAGUGAUGAGGAAGACAAUGAAGAUAAUAUUAGGCAAAGAACUCGAAAACCUAAAGAUUUUUCAGCGCCUAUUGGAUUUGUUGCUGGGGGAGUACAGCAGACUGGCAAGAAGAAAGAAGAAAAAAAAGAACUAUUGGAAAAAUCUGAAGCAUCAACUUCAAGAGGUAAGUAUGUAGACAGUUCAGAUGAAGAAAUGCCAGCACCAGACGAGAGUGAAACAGCUGGCAUUCGCAGAGCUGGUCAAGGCAUGAGAGGAAUCAAUCUGGGUGGAAAUGUUGGUGCAUGGGAAAAACAUACCAAGGGUAUUGGGGCCAAAUUGUUAUUACAGAUGGGCUACCAACCAGGAAAGGGUCUGGGUAAAGACCUGCAAGGUAUUUCAGCACCAGUGGAAGCAACAUUGAGAAAGGGAAGAGGAGCUAUUGGAGCUUAUGGCCCUGAAAAAGCAGCGCAAAAAGCUAAAAAGGAAGAAGAAAAAAGACUGAAAGAGAAAGAAGAAGAAGCAAAAUGGACAAAAGAAAAAAAUUAUAAUUGGAAGAAGUCACAUAAAGGACGAUAUUUUUAUAAAGAUGCUGCUGACGUCAUACAAGAGGGUAAACCCACAACUCAUACUAUUAGCAGCAGCGAGCUGUCCCGCGUGCCCGUGAUCGACCUGACGGGGCGCGAGCGCAAGGUGCUGAGCGGCUACCACGCGCUGCGCGCCGCCGCGCCGCGCUACGAGCACGAGCCGCGCCGUGCCUGCACGCGCUUCCACAUGCCCGAGCUCGCGCACAACCUCGCGCUCGUGCUGGACUGCUGCGAGCAGGAUAUAAUUCAAAAUGCCCGUGAACUGCAACAGGCGGAGGAUGAAAUAGUAGUUCUAGAAAGAGAUCUGGAUGAAUGUAAUGAGAAGGUGAAAAAUGAAGACGAAGUCAUUGAGAAGAUGCAAGAGAUAAUCAUGAGAGUUGAGAAAUUAAAUGAGCCAGACAUAUCCUUAGACAAUGCAUUUGAAGUUCUAACUGAUUUAAAGGAACGCUUCCCGGUGGAGUACGAGGUGUUCGGUCUGGGCGUGGUGGGCGGCGCCGCGCUGUCGCCGCUGCUGAGCGCGCUGCUGGCCGCCGGCGCCGCGCGCCCGCCGCCCGCCUUCCUGCGCGCGCGCGCGCUGCUGCCCGACCACGCCUACCACUCGCUGCUGUGGCAGCACUUCGUGCCCAGCGUCGCUGCUGCUGCUGAAUCGUGGAACCCCCGCACGCCGGAGCCGAUGCUGGAGCUGAUCCAGGCGUGGAGCGCGGCGUGCCCGGGCUGGGUGGUGCGCGCGUGCGUGGCGCGCCACGUGCUGCCCGCGCUGCUGGCCGCGCUGCGCGCCUGGGACCCCACGCGCGACACGCUGCCCGUGCACCACUGGGUGCUGCCCUGGCACGACCUGGCCGCGGAGGAGCUGAACGCGUCGGCGUACCCGGUGAUCCGGUCGCGGCUGGCGGCGGCGCUGGCGGCGUGGCACCCCGCCGACGCGUCCGCGCGCCCGCUGCUGGCGGCCUGGCGCCGCGCCUGGGGGCCGGCGCUGGCGCCGCUGCUGCAGCACCACGUCCUGCCCAAGCUGGAGCACUGCCUGCAGCUCUCCGGCGUAGACCUGCUGGGCGGCGACAACGCGGCGUGGCGCUGGUGCGUGGAGUGGCAGGAGCUGCUGGGCGCGCCGGCGCUGGGCGCGCUGGCGGCGCGCGCGCUGCUGCCGCGCUGGCUGGCGGCGCUGGCGGCCUGGCUCAACGCCGCGCCGCCGCACGCCACCGUGCUCGCCGCGUACACACACUUCAAGAAAAUGUUUCCAGAAGAAGUCCUAAAAGAACCAGCGGUUCGUGAUGCCUUCAGGAAAGCCCUAGAUAUGAUGAACCGAAGCACCGACAUCGAUUCCGUAGACCCGCCCCCUCCCCCGCGCAUCACCCUCGCAGACCCAAAAGAAACCUCCAAAAUCGACAUCCUAGCCUCCAUUUCCCAACAAAAAAGCUUUUCAGAGCUUUUAGAAUCAAGAUGUAUAGAAAAAGGUAUAACUUUCGUCCCAAUAGCAGGCAAAACGAGAGAAGGCCGGCCGUUAUACAAAAUAGGCGAGCUGCAGUGCUAUGUGAUAAGAAAUGUUAUUAUGUACUCGGAUAAUGGAGGCAGGACGUUUGUGCCCAUCGGUCUAGAGAAACUUUUGAGUUUGGUCGAAGAA
Messenger RNA from Brenthis ino (lesser marbled fritillary), 2304 nucleotides. Lineage: Eukaryota; Metazoa; Arthropoda; Insecta; Lepidoptera; Nymphalidae. The record is from the annotation of a GenBank genome assembly.